GCCUGCCGCCAGUACCCGCUGUUCUGCUGCCUGCUGCUGGCGCUCGGCGCCGCCACCCUCCUCCUCAACCGGUAUCUGCACGUUCUCAUGGUCUUCUGGUCGUUCGUGGCCGGCGUCGUCACCUUCUACUGCUCGCUGGGACCGGAUUCCCUGCUGCCGAAUAUCCUGUUCACUAUAAAGUAUAAACCUAAGCAAUUAGAACUCCCGGAGCUGUUUCCCCACGGUCACAGUUGUGCUGUCUGUGGCAAGGUCAAAUGCAAGAGACACAGGCCAGCUUUGCUUCUGGAAAACUAUCAGCCGUGGCUGGACCUGAAGGUGCCGUCAAAGGUUGAUGCAUCCCUCUCAGAGGUACUUGAACUGGUGCUGGAAAACUUUAUUUAUCCAUGGUACAGAAGCAUCACUGAUGAUGAAUCCUCGGUGGAUGAGCUGCGGGGCACGCUGCGCUUCUUUGCCUCUGUCUUGGUUCGGAGAAUCCACAAGGUGGAUGUCCCAACUGUUGUAACAAGGAAGAUGCUCAAGGCAGCAAUGAAACACAUAGAAGUAAUAGCCAAAGCCAGGCAGAAAGUGAAAAAUGCAGAAUUUUUGCAGCAAGCUGCGCUAGAAGAGUAUGGACCAGAGCUCCAUGUUGCUUUGAGAAGUCGGAGAGAUGAACUUCACUACUUAAGAAAACUUACUGAACUACUUUUUCCUUAUAUUUUACCCCCCAAAUCAACAGAGUGCAGAUCAUUGGCACUUCUUAUAAGAGAGAUCCUGCCUGGUUCUGUUUUCCUUCCCUCUAUGGACUUCUUAGCCGAUCCUGACACUGUCAACCACUUGCUGCUGAUCUUCAUUGAUGAUAGUCCACCUGAGAAAGCAACAGAGCCCACUUCUUCAUUGGUUCCAUUCCUACAGAAAUUUGCAGAGCCAAGAAAUAAAAAAACAUCUGUCCUGAAACUGGAGCUGAAGGAGAUCAGAAAUCAGCAAGACCUUUUAUUCCGAUUUAUGAACUUCCUGAAACAGGAAGGAGCGGUCCACGUGUUGCAGUUCUGCCUGACUGUAGAGGAAUUCAAUGACCGAAUUCUGCGACCAGAGCUGUCGGAUACUGAGAAGAUGGCUCUUCAUGAGGAAGUGCAGAAAAUUUACAAAACUUACUGUUUGGAUGAAAGCAUUGACAAAAUUAGAUUUGAUCCUUUCAUAGUGGAAGAGAUUCAAAGAAUUGCUGAAGGGCCGUAUGUGGAUGUUGUGAAACUUCAAACGAUGAGAUGUCUUUUUGAAGCUUAUGAGCAUGUUCUUUCUCUCCUUGAGAAUGUUUUUACUCCUAUGUUUUGUCACAGUGAUGAGUACUUUAGGCACCUUUUGAGAGGAGCAGAGUCACCCACACGCAAUUCGAAGUUUAACAGAAGUAGCCUGAGUUUGGAUGACUUUCGGACCACACAGAAAAGAGGAGAAUCGUUUGGAAUCAGCAGAAUAGGCAACAAAAUAAAAGGUGUGUUCAAGAGUUCUGCAAUGGAAGGAGCUAUGCUGCCUAACUAUAACUUAAAUGAAGGAGAAGAUGAUUUUAUUGAGGAAGGUGUCAUGGUAAUGGAGGAUGACUCUCUGGAGGAGGUUGUAAGUACCCCAAAUACACCCCGCAACCUCUCUGCGUGGAAAAUCAGUAUCCCCUACGUAGAUUUCUUUGAAGAUCCUUCCUUGGAAAAGAAAGACAGAAGGGAGAGGAUUCCUGUGUUCUGUAUUGAUGUAGAGAGAAACGACAGAAGAGCAGUUGGACAUGAACCUGAACACUGGUCUGUCUACAGAAGAUACCUUGAAUUUUAUGUGCUUGAGUCAAAGCUAACAGAAUUCCAUGGUACAUUCCCUGAUGCUCAGCUUCCUUCAAAGAGAAUCAUUGGCCCCAAGAACUAUGAGUUCUUAAAAUCCAAGAGGGAGGAGUUUCAGGAGUAUCUGCAGAAACUUCUGCAACAUCCAGAGCUAAGCAACAGCCAGCUUCUAGCUGACUUUCUGUCUCCAAAUGGAGGAGAGACCCAGUUUCUUGACAAAAUGUUGCCGGAUGUGAAUCUUGGUAAAAUUAUAAAAUCUGUUCCAGGAAAGCUGAUUAAAGAGAAAGGUCAGCAUUUGGAGCCCUUCAUCAUGAACUUUAUCAACUCCUGUGAAUCUCCCAAGCCUAAACCAAGUAGGCCGGAACUUACUAUUAUCAGUCCAACUUAUGAGAACAACAAGAAGCUCUUCAAUGACCUAUUCAAGAACAACGCGAACCGGUCUGAGAACACAGAAAGGCGACAAAACCAGAACUACUUUAUGGAAAUGAUGACCGUAGAAGGAGUCUACGACUACUUCAUGUUUAUUGGUAGGGUGGUAUUUCGCAUUCCUGACUGGCUGCAUCACCUCUUCAUGGGAGGAAGAAUUCUCUUCAAAAACACAUUGGAGCUGUACACAGACUAUUAUCUGCACUAUAAGUUAGAGCAGCUAUUUGAGGAGCACCGUCUGGUUUCUUUGAUAACACUACUAAGAGAUGCCGUGUUCUGCGAGAGCACGGAGGCCCGCUCCCUCCAGGACAAGCAGAAGCGCGCGAAGCAAACCUUCGAGGAGAUGAUGAGAUACAUUCCAGAUUUAAUAGGCAAGUGCAUCGGGGAGGAGGCCAAAUACGAAGGCAUCCGGCUUCUCUUUGACGGAUUACAGCAACCAGUGCUCAACAAACAGCUAACUUAUGUGCUCCUGGACAUUGGGAUUCAAGAACUUUUUCCAGAGCUGAGUAAGGGUCCAAAGGAAGGUAGCUCGGUGCCACCGUGGAUGUGAACGUGGGGACUGGGCUGAGCACCUAGGAGAGGCUUCUGCUGUGCACCAACAGAACGUACAUGUGGCAUCUGAGCCUUGCAUUUGUACAUUUUCUUGUAAAUAGCGUAAAUUAAGAUCUAAAAACCUCUUUGUGCAAUAAAGACAUUAAAAUUUAAUACUAGUUACAAUUAAAUGAUACAGUUGUGCUUUUUGUUCUUUUUUUUUUCUAUUGUUAUCAGCAAAAGUCUAAUCUGUUCCCCCAAAAUCUCUUUAUGAAGAAGGUACAGAGUGCUAGGAGACAGGACCUGCUGGGAGACCAGCCUGCAUGGGCUCCAUUAAAGCCCAGCUGUUGUCUUCCUUCAAGGAUAUUGAGAAAAAUUAUGUGGAAGAAGUUGUACAUUUUGUAAAUAUCUUGACAAAUCUUAACUCAUUUAAGGGAAUCUGACUGAAUCUAUUGCACACAGAUCAUCUCAGAACUUAUCUUUGGCCGUCGUGCUUUCAAGGAGCCUGGGAACUACAGCGCAUGUAAUAAUUGUUUAUUUAGCAUCUGACCUUGAAAUUUAAAGCACUCUUAAAAUAACAAUGGGUGUGAAGUGUGUU
Molecule: messenger RNA, 3351 nt
Organism: Nothoprocta perdicaria
Lineage: Eukaryota; Metazoa; Chordata; Aves; Tinamiformes; Tinamidae
Gene: SNX14
Product: sorting nexin 14
Exons: 29
Coding region: 88-2772 (894 amino acids)
Biological process (GO): autophagosome maturation
Cellular component (GO): late endosome
Molecular function (GO): phosphatidylinositol-3,5-bisphosphate binding
Source: RefSeq, a predicted model, not a curated record